CCGUACACAGUACGAAAACAGACGGCGCGUGCGCACCACGCGUUCGCAUUCAGACCAAGCUCGAUGCGAUCGCGAACGCGACGUUUUGUCUCCCAGUCUCUUUGACAAAUUUUCUAAAUGGAAGUAUUGAGGACACACCUCAUUCCCUAUUGUAACAACUCUGUUGUGUGAAUAUGCUUUGUUGCCUCAUAAAAGAAGUGUUAGUUCUACUUUCAUAAAUUUUAAAACAAAACAAAUCCUUCUGUGUAUAUAUCACUUUAGAGAAUAGAAAAAGUCCAAUUGGAACAAACAAUCACACCGUGCCUUCACACAUUUUGGAUUCUUUGAUAAAUCCUACACGCCUACCACAACACUGUAAUGAAAAAUGUUUAAACAAGAAAUUCUUUUGCUGGUGUGGGCAUGCAGCGCUCUGGCGGCGCUGGACGGCUACAGCCCGCAGCAGGAUCCGGACCAGUUCCACAUCCAGACGGACGAGGACGAUGAGCGCUACUUCCUCUACCAGACACACAACGGACAGUACCGCAAGGAGAGGCGACUCAAAGACGGCUCCGUCGUCGGGUCUACAGGAUGGGUAGGCGCAGAUGGAUACCUGCGGCUUCAAGACUACAUAGCUGACAACCAAGGUUACAGAAUCUACAAAUCGAAGACUGUUUACGUGGGACUGAACCGACCAAUUGGCGAGUCACUGAAAAUAGCGAAAACAGCGCCGACCGAUUCUGGCUUUGGCAUUACACCUGCUCCCGCAGUACAGUCGCGUGGACAACAGAGGUUCAGAACUACUACCUCAGCGCCUAUUGCACCUUCCACAUACGCCUCUCCGCACUCGUUCCCAGCAGAAGUGUCUGUCACACCUCCACCAGUCGCUUAUGGUCCAACAUCAACACCACAAGUCGUUGUGUCACCUAACUCUAUAGAUUCUUCGACUAAGUACGACUUCAGACCUACUGUUCCCCCGAUAACGGCUAGUGAAGCGACGCCGUCACCCAGCCCAUACGAUUAUGAUUCGUCAAACACGAAUACAAUUGAUGAUGGAUAUUAUGGAAGUGACAGCUCACCCUACAGACGCUAUGACGUGUACAAUCCGAACUCGUACCGGCACGCUGACGCAUGGCUGCAGCGACAGCAGCAGCGGCCGGCUGUCAGACUCGGAGAUGGCUACACCCCACAGUUCCCAGGAUACGAUGGAAUAGCAUUCAGGAGAAACGGGUUCCGGUAUUACCUUCCCAAACAGUACCAUGAGGAAGAAACAAGUGAGGCUGACGACAGGACUGGAAGCUUCGGUUAUGUCGAUCCUUUCGGUAUACGUCGUGUAAUAUACUACAACACUUCCCCCGGGCAAGGGUUUCAAAUUCGGAAAAACAACAGAUACGUCGGUCACAACGCAACGCCGUACGAUCCCAGACCGAUAGAUUAAUGUAGAGCAAAUUACUUUUGUGAUAAGUGAAAUUGGAAGUUACCUAUUUAUUUAUCAGUAUUGCCAGUGACUGGGUUUUAUUGGAGACAAAACGAAUGAACCGAACGAUGCGAAUAAUGUCUUAGCCAUUAAUUUGUUUUUAGAUUACUUAAUUAUUUAUCUGUCGAAGGUCGCUAGUAGAGAUAUUUUUGUUAGCAAUGUUGAUUUCUGUGUUAAAAUGCCAUUCCAGUUUAUUUAGUUAAAUCUAUCAAUGUAGCUAAAGCUAUAAAUACUUAGUAAAUAAGAAAGCUUUAACAGUGUGAUGUGCUGAUUUUCAACAACUAUUAAUAUUUUUAUUUUAUCAGUCUCAGUGCCAUUGUACUGCGAAAUAUUUCGUACUUAGAUGUUAUGUGUCAACAAACGGUACAGACCUAAGUAAUAUAAUGUGACACCAAAAAGACACCUGUCUACAGAUCUUCACAUUGUCUUCUAUACAUUGUACGCCAAAUAAGCUUAAUUUACAGGCAAAUAAAAUGUACCGUUAAUGUAUUCAAAUCAAAAUGAGCAAUAAAAUCUUGUAUAAGGAGGUUCCUGAUUAUGUCCAAAAUCACAAAGGUCGUUGAACCCAUUUAUUUCGUCUGAUUGGUCAUUUUCCUUGCUAGUGUUUCAUGUAGGCGAGCAGAACGCUUUAAAUGUAUCUCACGAGUGCCUUUUAAGUUAAGUAUCAUUUGCUAUUCCAAGUACAGUGCAAAGUGUAAAAAAAAAUGUUUUCCUCUCUACUAUACUUAUUAUUUUCAGGGAUAUGAUAUGAUCAUACUUUAUUUGUCCUUAGUUCAAUCUUGUCUUUGAAUUAUAUAAGGCGUAUUUAAUUUGAAUUUAUCUUUAACACAGUAGGUUUGGUGCAAGUCUUAAGUCAUUGCGAAUAACUUGCCAUUAUUGAACGACACACUUAUGUUCCGAAAGAAUGUUAUCAUUUUACCCGACUGCGAAGGAAAAUCUAAGAGAAAGAGGAUUAUGUUUGAUUUAAAUGUCAACUUGUUGCAGUGACUAAAAUGGGAAAUUAUUUAUAACUUUGUAGGUUAGUAUCACGUGGGUAUUAUAAUAAUUACUUGUCACGUUUUCUUUGCUGUAUAUAAUCAUAACAUGUAUUUGUCAUAGACAGUGAAUAUUUAACUAAUGUUAUUAAAAAUAAAUAAAUACCUUUGUUAACGAUAUC
Molecule: messenger RNA, 2609 nt
Organism: Pectinophora gossypiella (pink bollworm)
Lineage: Eukaryota; Metazoa; Arthropoda; Insecta; Lepidoptera; Gelechiidae
Exons: 5
Coding region: 365-1414 (349 amino acids)
Cellular component (GO): chitin-based extracellular matrix
Molecular function (GO): structural constituent of chitin-based larval cuticle
Source: RefSeq, a predicted model, not a curated record